Molecule: messenger RNA, 2316 nt
Organism: Cavia porcellus (domestic guinea pig)
Lineage: Eukaryota; Metazoa; Chordata; Mammalia; Rodentia; Caviidae
Gene: CUNH9orf152
Product: chromosome unknown C9orf152 homolog
Exons: 2
Coding region: 717-1427 (236 amino acids)
Source: RefSeq, a predicted model, not a curated record
GGGUGAGUCGAAAUCUCUGCAGCUGAGUUGCUCUACAGUGCACAGCCACAGCAUGUCCACCCCAAGCAAAACUCUGCUGGGCUGCUGGAGGUGUCCCUUUGAUGGCUCCGAGACAAAGCAGCAGGCUGUGAUGAGCCACCGAGCUCCAGUGGACCACGUGUGAGUGAGCAGGAACCAGGCUGUCUUCAAUCCCUGCUCCAGCUCUGUCAGAUAAUGGGGGCCAGUACCCUGGCUCCUGGAAUUGGAUUCAAAAUUUGAGGGACAAGAAAGGACUUGGAAUAAGACGCCUGCUUGGAUUCCCACCAGGAUCCUGGAAGCUGUGAUUUUCUUUAAGUCCUCCACUCUUCCCUCUCCCCACCCCCCUGCUCCCCAAGCAUCUACUCCUCUUCUGUCUCUCUCGAUGUCUUCCCAGAUCCCACUAAUUCUCCUUUUAUGUCACCUCUUUCCUCCUUUCUUUCUUCUUGGCUACUCCUUUCUUGCCUUCUCCUCAAAUCUUCUUCCUAAUUCUGAUCCUUCCUUUGAUUUCCUCCUCUCAACGUCUCCCUAUCUCUGCCUUUCCCUCCCCUUGAGUCUCUCCCUCCUCCUUAUCUUCCCAGUCCCUCUUCUGCCUUCCUUUGGCCCCACCAGCUCCUCUCUCCCCCCACCCCCCUCCCUCUCUUUUCUCCUCCUCUUUCCCUUGCCUCUCCCCUAACUGUUUGCUUUUCUCCCGGACCCGGAUGAAGGAGUUGGCCUGCCCGUGCCCAGCCCUGCCCCACUUCUGGCAGCUGGGGUCCCAGCUCAACCUUAUGGCUGAGCACACUAGGACUCAGGCGCCAGGGCAAGGGCCUCACGUCAGCAUCCAAUACCUGCGAGCCCAGUAUGAAAGUCUGAGGAGGCAGCAGAGGACCCAGGCCCACCUCAUGGUGCUCCCAAAAGGAGGGAACCCAGCUGCUCCUGCUGAAUCCAUGGUCAGUGCUGUUUGGAUUAACAAGGAGAGAAGGAGCUCAGUGUCUCGGGAAGAGGCAGCUUUUGAUGAAGGGAGGAUGCUAGAUGAAGCUGACAGAAGCUGUCUUCAGGCUGCUGAGUCUCCAUGGCACACACACCUUGAGAUGCACCUCUCAGUCCAAGCUUUUCACCAGGAAAAUAUUCAAGUGAAGCCAACGGGCCAGCUUGUGGGGUCUGACCGAAUGCUCCCUCUAGAAGAAGACCAACACUUGUUGGAAAACUAUCAAAAGACUCAUCAAGGAGCCAGCAUCCCAGAGCCUCCGUGUCAGGUGGGCAGUACCAAAACAAAAGAAGAAUCCAGCCUUAAAACUAGCAUUCAGUGUCCAUCUGCCAUAAAGAACCCACACAGGCCCACCAAACCAGCUCACUAUCCAUUUCCGCAAAGGAAAGCUCCCAGGAUCUCUCAAGCUGCCCGGAAUCUUGGCUUAUAUGGUCCAGCUUGAAGCUAUCUUUUCAGCCACAUACCUCAGCCUGGAGCCUUCUAUGAACUCCCUGAACUGAAGCAACAACCUCAAUUUGUGCUUUGAGCUGUGAGCAAGAACUGGACUCACUCCUGUAAGAUUUAUGGGAGAGAAACUUCACAGAGGAAACAUAAUCUUGUCUUUCAAAGAACAACAGAUUCCUCAGGUCAGAUUGUUCACCAUUUAGGAUGAAACAGUGCUAUCAAAUCAAUGCAGCGGGGCUGGGGAUUUAGCUCAGUGGCAUAAAUGCCUGCCUUGCAAGCAGGUGGUCGUGAGUUCGAUCCCCGGUACCGAUAAUAAAAAAAAAAAAAAUCAAUGCAGCACCAUUCUGCUUGCAUAAGACAUUGCUGUGGACCCAGGAGUUUGCUAUGGAGUUCAUUCCUUGGGGAGAGGGAGUCCUAUAGGACACCAGCUUCAUUCCCAAAUGUGGAAAAAUUUGAAAAUGAAGCAGGAACAUUAGCCAAUGGAGUGCCUUAGCAAUGACCAGGGAUUAAUGGAUAUUAGCAAACUCAUAUUUACUAGUUUCUGAUUCUUCAGAUACCGAGCUCGAGAAUUCAGAAAAGCUUUUCUGGUUGCUAUGCUUGAUGGACAUCUCAUGUAAAAGUCACUACAUUCAGGCAGAAGUCACUGCAUUCACUCACUUCAUCUUGAGUCUUUCUUGAGUAAAGAGAGUCAGGCCAAUAUCAUCUAUUGCUUUGAGUGUUUAAGGAGUCUUUAGAAAAGGAUGGUCAUCUGACAGCUGCCACUGAGACUACACAUUCCAGCUCAUCACAGAUUUGUUUCCUUCCUUUCUCUUUGCUUCUUGCUAUAAAUGGAUGUCAUAUUAAAAAUUGUCCAUUAUUGGCUGGGUAUUUAGUUCAGCAGUAUAUAA